UGUGUCUGUAACGUGUGUGUGUGUGUGUGUUUCAGGUGAAAGUGAGCAGAGAAUCCGCAGGAAGCUGCAGGACCUGUCCUCCACACAGAGCACAGCCAAUCAGCAGCAAGCAGCAGCAGCAGGGGGCGGAGACUCCUUCCUGCAGACCCAGGCUCCGCCCCAUUCCCAGGCUCCUCCCACUCCUGUUCCCCAGCAGCGUGUCCCGGCUCCCCCCGCGCCGAGCGGGCGCCCGAGGACCGUCCCCAACAUCCUGUCCCGCAGUAAGGUUCCCGCUGCGUUGGCGCCGGCGCCGUUAGCGGCAGAGCUCGUGUCCCUGGUGAGUCCGAUCCUGGCGCUGAGCCCGCUGAUGGCGGCGCCCGUGGCGCUGCAGACGUCUGCUCCCGCUCCAGGCGUGGCUUCAGUCACUCUGACCAAUCAGCAGCUCCACCUCACCUCACUGCCCCUCCCCCCGCCCGGUAAGAUCUACAGUAGCUCCGCCCCUCUCGCCUUCACUAACCUCACAGCCGCUGACUUCAGCAACCUGCUGCAGCUGGUUCAGCCCUCAAGUACACAACAAAUACAAAUACAAGAACAAAUACUACAGCCCUCAAGUACACCACAAAUACUACAGCCCUCAACUACACAACAAAUACUACAGCCCUCAACUACACAACAAAUACUACAGCCCUCAACUACACAACAAAUACUACAGCCCUCAACUACACAACAAAUACUACAGCCCUCAACUACACAACAAAUACAACAGCAGCAGCAACUACAGACUCAAGAACAAGUACUCCAACCACAGAUACUCCAGCCCCCCCCCCAGCAGCGGCAGCAGGAAGUCCCGCCCCCAGGCCAGGAGACCGGAGACGAGAGUCUGACCUCGCUGCUCAACGAGAUCGUCUUCCUGAACCAGCAGAACGUCGCCACGGCAACCGCCACCGGGGUCACAUCGCCGUUACCGGUGAAGAAACCGCCCAAUGAGGACGAUGCUGAUGGCGAUGGCGAUGGUGAUGUCGGAGCUGUGGGCGGAGCCAAAGAGCCGGGCCCCCCCCAUAGCCCCUGGCUGCUGCAGCUGGACUCAGACUCUGACGACGCUGCGCUUCCCGACAGCACGGAGGCGACAGCGAACGCACCGCAGCCUGGACCUGAUCACGGGAGCGCUAAAGGCUCCGUCCUGGCUCCGCCCCCUCUGCUGCAGAUGAAAGUGGGCGGAGCCAAGGCGGCGGCGAAGCCCGCCAGCAGCGAUGGCGCAGCGGGAGAGGAAGACGCAGACGGAGGGGGGGCAGGGGGAGGGGGGGUCGCCUGGAGGCCGAUGCCGAGGCUGGUUCCUCUGGGGCUGAGAGGAAACCCGCCCAGCUGACAUCACACGCCACCUUUACACGCCACCUUUACACGCCACCUUUACACGCCACCUUUACACGCCACCUUUACACGCCACCUUUACACGCCACCUUUGGGUUUAAACAGGAAGCUCUUCUGCUGCGUUUCCUGGGUCAUGUCUGCCGUGCCUCGUAGGAAGAUUGUUGCCGGAAGAAAUUAUAGUCCACAUUUAUAAUUGUUAGUGUGUGUGUGUGUGUGUGUCUGUGUGUGUGUGUGUGUGUGUGUGUGUGUGUGUGUGUGUGUGUGUGUGUGUGUGUGUGUGUGUGUGUGUGUGUGUGUGUGUGUGUGU
Messenger RNA from Perca fluviatilis (European perch), 1654 nucleotides. Its product is annotated as ataxin-2 homolog. Bases 347 to 1345 code for a protein of 332 amino acids. The transcript has 5 exons. NCBI's taxonomy places the organism in Eukaryota, Metazoa, Chordata, Actinopteri, Perciformes, Percidae. The record is from RefSeq and is a predicted model, not a curated record.